Messenger RNA from Vombatus ursinus (common wombat), 2168 nucleotides. RefSeq names its product eukaryotic translation initiation factor 2 alpha kinase 2 (gene EIF2AK2). NCBI's taxonomy places the organism in Eukaryota, Metazoa, Chordata, Mammalia, Diprotodontia, Vombatidae. The transcript is spliced from 19 exons. Gene Ontology annotation, biological process: protein phosphorylation. The record is from RefSeq and is a predicted model, not a curated record. Bases 139 to 2097 code for a protein of 652 amino acids. Gene Ontology annotation, molecular function: protein kinase activity; double-stranded RNA binding; ATP binding.
GUCCCGAGAGCCGGCUGCUGUGAGCCUGGAGCGGGGUUGUCAGAAGUAGGUGGGGCAUAAGUGACAUCAUUCUCAGGAACUAAGGAACCAGCUGAAGCUGAGAGAGAUUUCAUUUUUAUUUUAAGUACACCAAGAAGGAUGGCUAACAAUAUUCAACCACGCAUGUACUCUGCAGAACUCUAUCAGUAUUGCUUGAAGAAAAAUUUGCAGGUUAGCUAUAAAGAAAUGUCAGUGACUGGACCGCCUCAUAACUCUGAGUUUACCACCAACGUUAUAAUAGGAGACAGAGAAUUUCCAGAAGGUAAAGGAAGAGCAAAGAAAGACGCAAAAAAUGAUGCUGCCAGGCUAGCUCUUGACAUACUAGAAAACGAGGAUGCGACCUCUUCAAGAUCACCUAUGCCACUGCAACCAUCAGGAGUCUCAGAAGAAAAAAUGUUACCCUGUAUAAAUUAUAUAGCCUGGAUUAAUACCUACAAACAAAAGAACAAAGUCAAUAUAGAUUUUCUUACAGAUACUGUGUUUGUAUCUUCUGGUGUUCCAAGAUUUUCUUGCAGGUGCAAGAUUGGGGAGAAACUCUAUACUGUUGGUUGGGGAUCUACUAAACAAGACGCAAAACAAUCUGCAGCCAAGAAUGCAUAUGAGCAAUUGAUAUUAGGCAACAAUUCACAGGAUAUGAGCUCUUCAGUGCCACCUGAACCAUCUCAAUGCUCAAGAGUCUCAGAAAGCAAAACAACACUCAAAAUAAAUUAUAUUGAUCCUCUGAACCAGUAUGCACAAAAGAAGGGAAUCACUUUGAAUUUCCCAACAGAAACAAAAUUGGAACCUAAUGGACUUCAGAGUUUUUCUUCUAUCUGCAAAAUUGGGGACAAAUCUUAUGGUCCUGCUACAGGAUCUAGUAAGAAAGAAGCUAGACAAGCUGCAGCUAAGAUUGCAUGUGAGAUGAUGCAAUUAGUUGACACUUCACAGAAAAUUUAUUCAACAUCUUCUGCUUCUGCCGCUUCAUGGAUUGAUUUUAACAAAACACCUUCAAGUUCAUCAAUAUUAAAUGGCGUGGCAGCUGAAAGAGGAUUCUCAGAGGAUGCUUCAGAAAGGAAUAGUAUUGAUAGCUUACAAAAUUUUUCCUCAUAUUCUCCGAAAUCUACUGGAAGUUAUCAACAGAAGAGUAAAAGACUUUUGGCACCUACUUUUCAUAAUUCACCCAGCAAUAAUGAGAAAAAAGAAAACAUGUUCAGUAGCAAUGAAAGGUUUCUCAAGGAUUUUGAUGACAUAACAACACUUAACAGUGGUGGAUUUGGCCAAGUUUUUAAAGGAAAACACACAGUUGACGGCAACUUUUACGCCAUUAAACGUGUUACGUUUGAUAAUGAGAAAGUAAGGCGUGAAGUAAAAGCUUUGGCCAGACUUGAUCAUGAAAAUAUUGUUAAGUAUAAACUGUGUUGGGUUGGAGAAGAUACUUUUGAUCCUGAACAGAGUGGAUGUGUUUCAAGGUCAAAGAUUAACUGCCUCUUUAUUGUAAUGGAAUUGUGUGAAGGGGGGACAUUAAAAGAUUGGAUUGAUUGUCAAAGACAUAACAAUGAGCCUGAUAAAGCUUUGUCUUUGAACUUAUUUCAACAAAUAACUGCAGGAGUGGAAUAUAUACAUUCAGAAAAAUUAAUUCACAGAGACCUUAAGCCAUCUAAUAUAUUUUUAGUAGAUAAAACCAAAAUAAAGAUUGGUGACUUUGGACUUGUAACCUCAUUGAAAAAUAAAGAGGAUCGGACAAAAGGUAUAGGAACACUUCGUUAUAUGAGCACAGAACAGAGCAGUUCCCAAGAUUAUGGGAAUGAAGUAGAUAUUUUUGCAUUGGGAUUAAUCCUUUUUGAACUUCUUUACAUAUGUCCCACCGUUCAGGAAAUGGCAAGGAUCUGGGAAAAUGUGAAAAAUUGUAUCUUUCCAGAAGAAUUUGACAAGAAGUACCUUAAGGAGAAACUGGUACUAAUGAAGCUACUUUCAAAAAAACCUGAAGACAGACCCAAAGCAUCAAAAAUCCUGAAGAUACUGAAGGACUGGGAGAAAGAAGGGGGUGAUAAUGAGAAUAUGUAUUCACGUUCAUAUUAGGUGCUUUAUUGACAUGGUUGGGCUCUCAAAUUUCCACCUCUGAAAUGUGACUUAUUUUGCAAUUUCUGGAA